GAAGGGUCCAUGUUGCCCCCCGAGGUGGGCAUUUGCUGUCUGCCUGACAGGGAUGAGCCUGCCCAGAGCCGCAGAGCUGAAGCCUUGCCUCCCACAGGUACCCCGAGAGAAACCCUUCGCCUGCGGGGAGAGCCUGGAGCAGCGAUGGCGUCUCAUCCAGCACCGGAUAACCCUCACGGGAGAGGCCCUACGCGUGCGGAGAGAGCUUCAGCGUGAGCGCGGAGCGGAUCCGCCAGCAGCAGGACCCCCAGGAGCGGAGCUGGAGAUGAUCUCCCACAGGGAUCAGAAGGAGGAACUGUGGUUCUCCCACCUCCACGCCUACGAAGGGAAGGGGAAGACUGUUCUGAGUGGCACCUGUGCAGCUGAAGAUGGGAUUGUGAGCAAGAAGGAGGAGAAUGCCCACCAAGGCAUCCCCGGGCCAGUGGAGCCUGAGGGUUUACUCUCAGGAUGCUCCAAGGAGAACAGUUCCCAGAGUCCUGCACAGGACCUAGUCCUCCCACGCAGGUCAGAAAGGGUUCAGAGACCUCUGGAAAAGAGGCAAAGCCGAGUGAUGCUGCGUGGAAAAAGUUUCAGGAGGCUGCCAGAUAUUAUCCAGCAGAGAAAUCCUUCUGUGGGGAGACUGACGAUAUGUGCGGACUGUGGAAAAAGCUUCCGGGUGAGCUCCAACCUCGUCCAGCAUCGAAGAAUCCACACUGGAGAGAAACCCUUCGCCUGCGCCGAGUGCGGGGAGAGUUUCCGGCAGCGGUCACAUCUCAUCCAGCACCAGAGAAUCCACACAGGGGAGAGGCCCUACGAGUGCUCCGAGUGUGGAAAGAGCUUCAGCAUGAGCUCGAAGCUGAUCCGGCACCAGGUAACUCACACUGGGGAGAAGCCCUACAAGUGUGCCGAGUGUGGGAAGAGCUUCUCUGGGAACUCGCAGCUCAUCCAGCACCAGCGAGUGCACACUGGGGAGAAACCCUAUGAGUGCAGCAACUGUGGGAAGAGCUUCAGCGUGAGCUCAGCCCUGACGCGACACCAGCGGGUCCACACCGGAGAGAAACCCUAUGAGUGCACAGAGUGCGGGAAGAGCUUCAGCCAGAGCUCCGAGCUCAUGAAGCACCAGCGGGUCCACACUGGAGAGAAGCCGUACGAGUGCUCCGAGUGUGGGAAGAGCUUCACCGUGAGUUCAGCCCUCAUCCAACACCGACGGUUCCACAUGGGUGAGCGCCCCUAUGGGUGCACCGAGUGUGGAAAGAGCUUCACUGUGAGCUCCCACCUCAUCCAGCACCGCCGCUUCCACACUGGGGAGCGUCCCUUUGAGUGCACAGAGUGCGGGAAGAGCUUCCUGUGGAGAUCAGCCUUGCUCCGGCACCACCGGGUCCACACAGGGGAGAGGCCCUACGCCUGCGCUGACUGUGGGGACAGCUUUCGGCAGAGUGCCCAUCUCAUCCAGCACCGGCGCAUCCACACCGGGGAGCGUCCCUAUGCCUGUGCCGACUGCGGGAAGGGCUUCACCGUGAGCUCUGCGCUCCUCCGGCACCAGCAGAUCCACAGGGUUGGGGAGCCGUAGGAGGGGUGAGAGUGUGAGUGUGGGGAGCAGUUAGGUCUCAUACCCUGGGGAGCAAAGCCCGGUGUCUCUCUCCCUUUGCUCUAUUGACUGCCCUGCUUGCAGAUGGUGAAAGCAAUUUCAUUCUGGGAGAACAAGUCCUAAACGAGAGAGAUGGAAGAAGGGGAGAGUUGGUGCAAGGAGCUGAAAUGGAGGUUUGGGGAAGAGCCUGUGACGCAGCAGGGGAUGGAAGUGGUGUUCGGAGGGAUAGCUUUUGGGAGAGGGAGAGAAAGGAAGUAGUUUGAAAAGACUGGAAUGUACGUGAUGGUGUAUUUUAGAGGAAGGUAAAUACCUUGCCUUUUCUCUGUGCACACACGUUUUGGACGAUUUAGAGAAUGAACUAAACGGACCAUCUUUGAGCCUGCAACACUCUGACUAGGUAACAGCUCUUGUGUUCCCUCCCUGCCACUGCUUUCUUCAGAGGCUCUAAAUCGCCUUCCUCAGUCCGUGGGCUGGGCCUGUGGCAGAGAGAAGCCCAAAGCCUGGUGCCCCUCAGCCCCCCCAAACCCCCCACCCUGCCCUGCUGGGCUGCGUGCCAGAGCAGGCCGCAGGCAGAGGCUGGCAGUCCCAGCGAGGCUCAUCACUGCGUGGGUGUGUGGUACUUGGUGCCCACCUGGGCAGAGAGCCCCCGUGGGAGCAGAACUGUGUGUUAGCGAGGCUUGAUUGUUUCUAAAUCCGCCAAAUAAAACCAUCGUUAAAAACCA
This is a messenger RNA of Harpia harpyja (harpy eagle), 2289 nucleotides long. Its product is annotated as zinc finger protein 436-like. NCBI's taxonomy places the organism in Eukaryota, Metazoa, Chordata, Aves, Accipitriformes, Accipitridae. Bases 53 to 1549 code for a protein of 498 amino acids. The transcript has 3 exons. The record is from RefSeq and is a predicted model, not a curated record.